UCCUUUUUUUCUUUUUCCCCAUCCCUACAUGCCCCUUAAUUCUCAGAAAUCUAGGGUUUUGUCAUCGUUUAUAUGUCCUGUUUAAAGUUGUACGUUCUGUCAAAGCCCGUGAUUGAAAGCUGUGGAGUUGGACAUCGGGUUGCUUAUUCCGUUGUAUUUCAUUCUUUUUAAGGAGUAAAAUGCUAAACACAUUCCUAGCUCCUGGUUUAUAUUGGGAACAAAUGCUGAACAAACUUGAUGCUAGAAUUUGAUAACUGGAAAUCUAGAUAAAGUUCUUAGGCUAAUCAUAAGGAUUGAGUUAUCCUCCCUAACAUCCUAGGCUUUGAAGAAACUCCUGCACAAUGAAGAUGACAUUAUUAUCUGGUUAGUAUUAUAAAUGUGGAUUUAGUCCUUUGUAUGGAAAUGAUGUCAAAGUUGAUUUUAUAAUCGGGUUUGAUUUUUUAGUUCUGUUGCAUGGAUGAUGUUGGGUGCGUUCCAAAGCAAGGAUUUUGUAGACUUGGUUUCAGGCUGUGCAUAUUGGACCUUAGUAAUUGAUUUCAGUUAUUUACUUUUUGUUGAUGAACUUUGAUCUUAUCUGAAGACUGUUAUCGGCUUAGAAUCUUAUAAAUUUAGAAACCGGAGUUGCCAAGUGAUUGUCAGAGUGUCUUUGUUCUUACAUGUUACAAAUUUGUGAGCUAUUGAAUGCUGUUGUUGAGAAUGUUAGGACAUUUAAAAGAAGAUGGUGUUAUUUCUCUCCUGUUUGAUGCUUUGCCCUUCAAGAUCUUUUGUUUGUGCUUUAGAGGUUUUGAAGGGGGAUUUCCUAGAAGGAGUUUGAUAUUGAGAGUCCAAUUAAAGGAAAAGGCCAAGUCAUGAAGAUUGUUUCUGGGUUCCUUUCGGCGUGACUAUAUCUGUUUGUGCAUCAAUUACAGGAAAAGAUUUCAGUCACCUUGCUCCUGAUACUUCUGAAAGAUCGUCAAGAGCUUUGCAGGGGUAACGUUCACGGGUCUUGGGAGAAAUGGAUCAUGGUCGCUAUGGUCUUCAUCAAGGAUGGGAAAAUAACAGCGCUUUGGAGGGUUAUGGUCCAGUAAAUGAGCCAAACUUUAGGGUUGGUGGUUCUUAUGAUGAGAGGAGGUUUGUAGAUGAAAGAUUUUCAAGGGACAGUGUUUAUUCAAGGAGUGCCUUCCACCGGGAUGUAUUGGAAAGGGAGAACUAUCCACCACCGUCUGUUGGUCUCUGGCAUCAAACAAGGAAGAGAGCCUAUGAAGAUGAGUAUCCCCUUGAGAGGGAUUCUAGGAGGCAUGAAAAGGCAUAUGCUGAUCCAUACGAUAUGGAUUCUCGUAACACUGACCACUACCAUGAUCAUGGGUUUGACAGGCCUUCUCGGUACGGUGGACGUGAUCGUGAUGAUUACAUGUAUGAUGAUUAUGAUUACAGAGCUCUUGUUCCCCACCAAAGCAGGGAAAAUAGCCGAGAGCGAGAUUAUGAUUAUGGUAGGCACAGUUAUGAUUCUGAUUAUGAGCGAGGAAGUAGGAGAGAUGGUAAUUGGCGAAGGCACAAUUCCCGUGACCGUGAGCGUGAUAAAAGAGAUUUGAGUCGUGAAAGGGAUCAGAGUCCAUACAAGAAGCAUGAGCGUUCUCGCUCUAGGUCUCAUGGUCGGGAUGAUCGGCCAAGGUCACGAUCUCCUCGGGGUCGAAGUCAUGGUCGAAGUCAUAGGGAGGAGAGUUAUGAUGAUAGUCGAUAUGAGAGAAGUGAGAGGCGGAGGGAUCGUGAUGAUAAACACCACUAUUCUGUGGCUCCAUCAGCUACUGUAGUUGUCAAGGGUCUCUCUCAGAAGACAACGGAGGAAGAUUUGUACCAGAUUCUUGCUGAAUGGGGACCUCUUCGCCAUGUCCGUGUGAUCAAAGAACGAAAUUCUGGCAUCUCUCGUGGAUUUGCUUUUAUAGACUUCCCUGCUGUGGGUGCUGCACAAGCGAUGAUGGACAAGCUUGGAGAUGAUGGCCUUGUUGUGGAUGGUAGAAAGCUUUUCUUUGAGUACAGUAGUAAACCAACAGGGGGAUCAAGUGGUCCUCUUGGAUUUGAAAAUUCAUCAAGGUCAGGUCAUGGUAACUACCGGAGUGUAACAAUACCAUCUGACUGGAUGUGCACCAUCUGUGGCUGUGUCAAUUUUGCACGCCGAACAUCCUGCUUUCAGUGUAAUGAACCAAGAACAGAUGAUGCACCCCCAGCUGAUAUGGCAUCAUCAAAUCCCACUCCUCUUGGCAAAAGAGGUGAAGCAGGCCCUACCCAUGUUUUGGUUGUCCGGGGAUUGGAUGAAAAUGCUGAUGAGGAAAUGCUUCGUUAUGAAUUUUCAAAGCAUGCUCCUAUAAAGGAUCUCCGACUUGUGAGGGACAAAUUUACACAUGUUUCUAGGGGAUUUGCUUUUGUGCAUUUUUAUUCUGUUGAGGAUGCUACCAAGGCCCUUGAGGCAACAAACGGUACUACUCUAGAGAAGAAUGGGCAAAUUCUUCGAGUUGCAUAUGCCAAAAGUAUUCUAGGACCUGGAUCAGGUGCAUCUGGUACUUCUCAAUCCAGUAGUCUUGCUGCUGCUGCAAUUGAAGCAGCAACUUUUGCCCAACAGUAUGAUGCGGUUGGAUGGGCCCCAAAAGAAUACAAUCCUGAUGAUAAACAAUCUGCUGGUGGUGGUGGGCAAGAGCAAGAUGGUGGAGUUGCAGGUCAAACUAAUGCACCAGCACCGCAAUCUGGUUUCGUGUGGGAUGAAGCUUCUGGUUACUAUUAUGAUGCUGCCUCUGGAUUCUAUUAUGAUGGGAAUUCGGGACUGUACUAUGAUGGUAAUAAUGGGAUCUGGUAUUCAUACGAUAAUCAGACUCAGCAAUAUGUACCUUGUAAUAAUCAGAAUGAUUCAACAGCUGAAAAGCAAAGCGAAGCUUCCAAGACCUCUGAGGGUUCAAGUAAUAGAAAAGUAGUAAUAUCUGCACCAGCAGCCACGAUAACAGCAAAUGAGAAGGCUGCUUCUCUUCCUGAUGCUAUCCAGGCUGCUGCCAGUGCUGCAAUAGCUGCAGAGAAGAAAGAGAAAGAGAAAUCUAAAGAAAUAAGGCUUGCUUCAAAGAGCAGUAUACUGGCUAACAAGAAGAAGAUGAAUAAUGUGCUGACAAUGUGGAAACAAAGGAGUAACGAAGGUCAAGCUCCACGUGUGGCUCUCGAUGAGAACCUGCCUUCUGCAUUAUCAGAAGAUAGAGCAGGCUCUGUUGGGUCAUCUGCAAAGAAUAGAUUCAAAGCUGAGCCUGUUAUUACCAAGGAGAAUGCUACAACCACUUCAGGAUUUGCCGUAAACUCUGGAAUUCAAACUGAUGGGGAAUCUGAGGGUAGGCCGCGGUCUGUCAGCAGCAGCUCUGGUGGAACCCUAAAAGGGGUGAUUAGGGGCUCUGGGAUGGGUGUUAUCAAGUCUGAUACUCUGUAUACAGGAUCUUCAGGGACUUCUUUGACGCCUUUGCAAGCUGUUGCAUCUACUGCAGUUUCAUCUCAAUUAACAAACAUAGAUGCUUCUUCGACUCCAACACCCUUUAGAACAGAUGCAUCAGCAUUGGGUUCUUAUGCAUCAGCGGUCCCUGCUGUAAGUGGUAAAAGAAGGUUCUCGGAGAUGCCACAACAAACUCCUCUUCUGAAUAAGGAACAGACUACAUAUAGGGAUCGUGCGGCUGAGCGCAGGAGCUUGUAUGGUUCAUCUUCUUCACUUGGAGAAGAUCUUUCACAACUUGGGGCUGGGGAUUCGAAUCGAGACUCAACGCUAAGAAGGGGUGCUUUAGAUUCAAUGCCAUUUCCCCCUGGUGUUGGGGGCGGACGUGGUGCAACAGAUGGUAGUAGUCAGAGUUAUGAUGUGAUAACAGCUGACAGGGCACUUGAUGAGAACAAUGUUGGGAACCGUAUGCUUCGCAGCAUGGGCUGGAAUGAAGGCUCGAUUUAAUGCUUAGCAGUCCAUUGGCAUGCCAGCUCAUUUUUUGUAGUACUAAAUCUGAGAUGUACAACGUUUGAUCUCUGCGGACCUAGUGGCAGGUUGGCUAUUUACCUGUGUUCAGGGAUCUGACUUAAAGCUGGGGACUCUGUUUGGUUUCUAUUUUGUUGAUCUACUUGGCAGGGUCUCGGAAGGGAUGGGAGUGGCAUGGUGGAGCCUGUUCAAACACAAGCGAUGGAUGGUAGAGCAGGACUUGGAAGUCAGCCUAAGAAGGUCGAUCCAAGCCUUGAAGUGCAGGCUGGAGAUAGCUACAAAACUCUGAUUCAAAAGAAGGCAAUUGCUAGGUUCCGCGAGAUGUCUUAUCGACAAGGGAAUUAAGGUUCAGAAGCUCGUGAGUCUUGGAAUCGACAGGAAGAGAACUGGUUGUAUUGCUUUAGGUUGUGGCAUCACCAUACUGGUGAUUUUUUGCCUUGCCCAAUUGUAAUGAUUUACACUAUAGUUGCAGCACUGUUCAUUAGGAACAACAGAUCUUUUGCAUAAAAUUAUAAUCAUAACUCUUUUUUAACGUGACUGCUGAUAUCUGAUAUACGUUAGUGCUGGAGCAGGCAGCAUGCUUCCAUUUUUCCA
Messenger RNA from Coffea arabica (coffee), 4555 nucleotides. RefSeq names its product SUPPRESSOR OF ABI3-5. NCBI's taxonomy places the organism in Eukaryota, Viridiplantae, Streptophyta, Magnoliopsida, Gentianales, Rubiaceae. Gene Ontology annotation, molecular function: RNA binding. The record is from RefSeq and is a predicted model, not a curated record. Gene Ontology annotation, biological process: mRNA splicing, via spliceosome. Gene Ontology annotation, cellular component: nucleus.